UUAUACACCAUUUCUCCUCCUUCCAGGCAACCAGCCAGACAGCCAUGGCAGCCCGUAUCAUCCGCCGAUCCCUUCCAUCAAGACUCAUCCAAGCCAAGGCCCACUCCACCCAAGCUGAGGUGCAGUCCAAGCCGUCGAAUCCCAAGACCUUCUCCAUCUACCGUUGGAGCCCGGACGCCCCCACAAAGCCGCAGCUGCAGGACUACCAGAUCGACCUGAAGGAGUGCGGGCCGAUGGUCCUCGACGCCCUCAUCAAGAUCAAGAACGAGAUGGACCCAUCUCUCACUUUCCGCCGCUCGUGCCGGGAGGGCAUCUGCGGCUCCUGCGCCAUGAACAUCAACGGCUGCAACGGACUCGCCUGCCUCACUAAGAUCGAAUCCUCCUCCACGGCCUCCACCAUGAUCACCCCUCUCCCGCACAUGUUCGUUAUCAAGGAUCUGGUUGUUGACAUGACGAAUUUCUACAACCAGUACAAGAGCAUCGAGCCUUGGCUGAAGAGGAAGAGCCCGCCACCUGCGCCCGGCAAGGAGAUUCCACAGAGCAAGGCGGACCGGGCGAAGCUCGACGGCAUGUACGAGUGCAUUCUCUGCGCCUGCUGCAGCACGUCUUGCCCUAGUUACUGGUGGAACCCCGAGUCCUACCUGGGGCCUGCUGCACUCCUACACGCUCACAGGUGGAUAGAGGACAGUCGCGAUGAAUACACAAAGGAGCGCUUGGAUGCAAUAUGUGAUGAAUUCAAGCUGUAUCGCUGCCAUACCAUAUUGAACUGUGCCCGUGCCUGUCCCAAGGGAUUGAACCCAGGAAAGCAAAUCCAAAUGAUCAAAUCGAAACAGAUUGUGAAGGGCCUUUAAUCCCAGGCUUAGCUGGAAGACAUUUUCUGCAUUCAUCUACUGAAAGCUCUAAGGAUUUAAUAAUAAUCUGCUUUGAAUGCAUGUUUUCAUGUUCCUUUUCUUUUUCCUUUUUUCCCUUUUCUUUUUCCUUGUGCAUGGGCCGAGCUUCAAGGUUUUAACCUGGUGGAUUCAAUUUAUUGCUUCAAGCCUGUUUUAAUAAGUGUUUCAAUAACUGUAGAAUGACUUGAAUGCUCUGAAUCUCCAUCUUCCCAUCUUUAGUUUUC
This is a messenger RNA of Magnolia sinica, 1114 nucleotides long. Its product is annotated as succinate dehydrogenase [ubiquinone] iron-sulfur subunit 2, mitochondrial-like. Gene Ontology annotation, cellular component: mitochondrion. NCBI's taxonomy places the organism in Eukaryota, Viridiplantae, Streptophyta, Magnoliopsida, Magnoliales, Magnoliaceae. Gene Ontology annotation, molecular function: 2 iron, 2 sulfur cluster binding; electron transfer activity. The coding region runs from base 45 to 851 and encodes 268 amino acids. The record is from RefSeq and is a predicted model, not a curated record. Gene Ontology annotation, biological process: tricarboxylic acid cycle; respiratory electron transport chain; aerobic respiration. The transcript is spliced from 2 exons.